GAGCGCAUACGGAAGAGGUCGCUUAGCAACGCGCGCUUCCCCCUCCCGCCCCGGGGAAGCUUCUCGGCGGGCGCGGUGCAUUGUGGGGGCGGGGCCUGUCUGAGGCGGGGGCAGCUGCAGUGAGAAACGCCGAGAUGAUGCCAACACCAGUUAUCCUGCUGAAGGAGGGGACAGACACCUCGCAGGGGAUCCCCCAGCUUGUCAGCAACAUCAAUGCCUGCCAGGUUAUCGCAGAAGCUGUGCGCACUACCCUGGGACCUCGGGGCAUGGACAAGCUCAUUGUGGAUGACCGGGGUAAAGCCACUAUCUCUAAUGAUGGUGCCACCAUUCUGAAGCUCCUCGAUGUUGUCCAUCCGGCUGCAAAGACCUUAGUGGACAUUGCUAAAUCUCAAGAUGCAGAGGUUGGUGAUGGGACCACGUCUGUAACUCUGCUUGCUGCUGAGUUCCUGAAACAAGUGAAGCCCUAUGUGGAGGAAGGCCUCCAUCCUCAAAUCAUCAUCCGUGCGUUCCGCACAGCAACGCAGCUGGCUGUAAACAAGAUCAAAGACAUUGCUGUUGCAGUGAAGAAAGAAGAUAAAGAUGAGCAGAGAAGCCUGCUAGAGAAGUGUGCAGCCACAGCCCUGAGCUCUAAGCUCAUCUCCCAGAGCAAGGAGUUUUUUUCCAAGAUGGUCGUAGAUGCUGUCAUGAUGUUAGAUGACUUGUUACAACUGAAAAUGAUUGGAAUAAAGAAGGUGCAAGGAGGUGCUUUGGAAGACUCUCAGCUGGUGGCCGGAGUUGCCUUUAAGAAGACAUUCUCUUAUGCUGGGUUUGAAAUGCAGCCCAAGAAGUAUCAGUCUCCCAAGAUUGCCUUGCUGAACGUGGAGCUGGAGCUCAAAGCCGAGAAGGACAAUGCUGAAGUCAGAGUAAACACUGUGGAGGAUUACCAGGCCAUCGUGGAUGCUGAGUGGAACAUCUUGUAUGACAAACUAGACAAAAUCCACAAGUCAGGAGCCAAAGUCGUCCUGUCCAAACUUCCUAUCGGUGAUGUGGCUACUCAGUACUUUGCAGAUAGAGACAUGUUUUGUGCUGGCCGUGUCCCAGAAGAAGAUCUCAAGCGAACUAUGAUGGCCUGCGGCGGUUCCAUUCAGACUAGUGUCAAUGCCCUAUCGGAUGAUGUUCUGGGCCGAUGCGAGCUCUUUGAGGAGACUCAGAUUGGAGGAGAGAGGUAUAACUUCUUCACAGGCUGCCCGAAGGCAAAGACUUGCACGAUAAUCCUUCGAGGGGGUGCAGAGCAGUUCAUGGAAGAGACGGAACGGUCCCUGCACGAUGCCAUCAUGAUAGUCAGGAGAGCCAUCAAGAACGACUCGGUUGUUGCCGGUGGUGGUGCGAUAGAGAUGGAGCUUUCCAAAUACCUCCGGGACUAUUCCAGGACCAUUCCAGGCAAGCAGCAGCUGCUGAUAGGAGCUUAUGCUAAAGCCCUUGAGAUCAUUCCCCGCCAGCUCUGUGACAACGCUGGCUUUGAUGCCACCAACAUACUGAACAAGCUCCGGGCCAAGCACGCGCAGGGAGGUAUGUGGUAUGGUGUGGAUGUGAACAACGAGGACAUCGCCGAUAACUUUGAGGCCUGCGUGUGGGAGCCAGCCAUUGUGCGCAUCAACGCGCUGACGGCAGCCUCUGAGGCUGCCUGCCUCAUCGUCUCCGUGGAUGAAACCAUCAAGAACCCCCGUUCCACCGUGGAUGCUGCGCCCAGUGGACGAGGCCGGGGGCGAGGCAGACCCCACAACCACUGAGACCCCAUCCCCCAUGGCCAUUGUGACGGGGGCUGGCGCUCUCCUCCAGUGUGCAAAGUGAAGAAGAAUUGAUUUCUAGCUUAAUUAACGGGGUGUUUACCAGAUGGUCAUUUCGAGGGCUUGCAGGCAACCACUGGCCUUGUUUAAUUAGAGUCAAAUCUUGGCCUUGGUAGUGGCAGCCUCCUGCAAGAUGCCCUGCCCCAACAUUUCCUACACAGCACUGAUCCCCUUAGGCUCGCCUCCUCCUUCUGCUUGGAAGCCGCACUGAGCGGAGCCUUCUUCAGUGCUGGCAGGUAGUGCAGCGAGCGUGGGGUUUGUUUGUAUUUAUACUCUGUCUUUUUUUUUUUUUUUUCGCCCCCCUGCUGGGUCUUUUGAACCCAGGCUCAAACACAAUAAAAAGAUGACUUUGUUUCA
Molecule: messenger RNA, 2183 nt
Organism: Chroicocephalus ridibundus (black-headed gull)
Lineage: Eukaryota; Metazoa; Chordata; Aves; Charadriiformes; Laridae
Gene: CCT7
Product: chaperonin containing TCP1 subunit 7
Exons: 12
Coding region: 135-1769 (544 amino acids)
Biological process (GO): protein folding
Cellular component (GO): chaperonin-containing T-complex
Molecular function (GO): ATP binding; ATP hydrolysis activity; ATP-dependent protein folding chaperone
Source: RefSeq, a predicted model, not a curated record